UUUCCAACUGCGUGCCGCUCUGCAACCUCGCCGCCUGCUGUUAGCCUGCUUGGCCCUUCUAGGUGAAAUAAGGGAUAAGUUACAUAGCGCGGGUCUCUGAACCCACCACGCUACUUCCUCGCACUUGGACCAUGCCUUCCUCCACUGAUGCAAACUGGCCAGAAAGCAUACUGAAGUUGUUCGAGUCCGUUCGUAUCCUACCACCUUACCGUCGCUAUCCCGCACCUUUCAACAGGCUCCUCCACCAUGUUGUCGCUGAUGAUUCGUACUCCCUCUUCGUUUCCAUGCACAACACCCCCUAUGACACGGCUCCGCUCGACCCCACAGACUUUUUUGUCUUUUAUUUGGUUACCACUCAACAGCAGGAGCCGGUUCUCAUUGUGGGGAUUAAAGACGACAGAUCCGACGGACUUAUUACGCGCCUGAAGGCGGAUGCCCAGAUACGCCAAUGGUACGAAGAGUUGCUUUGCCAUUGCCCCAUUCCUCGCCUGUAUGGAUUGAGCCUGCUGGGUACUUCCCUUCGCAUUUAUUGUGGCCAUAAGGACACAGGCGAUAUUACACCUUGCAUUGUUGACCGCCCCAGUGCGGAUUGUGUUUUGCCACUUGACUUCUUGGAGGGGGAGUGGGAUUUAGACCUCAUGUCUCCGGCUGGAUUCAACAGGAUGCAGGAGAUUGCUGCAUAUGUCAAGGCCGAAGUCGCCAAUAUUGAGAAUGAGGUAGAGGCUUGCCAGCUCUGAACCAAGUUAUCUCGUUCUCCGUGAUGUAAAUUCUACUCCCAUAGCUCAAAUUUUGCCGGGGUUUACUCUUUGCUUGAAGCUUCCAUUCGGCGCAGAAAUCCAGCCCCGCCGACAUAAAAAC
Molecule: messenger RNA, 858 nt
Organism: Cantharellus anzutake
Lineage: Eukaryota; Fungi; Basidiomycota; Agaricomycetes; Cantharellales; Hydnaceae
Exons: 2
Coding region: 132-737 (201 amino acids)
Source: RefSeq, a predicted model, not a curated record